This is a messenger RNA of Protobothrops mucrosquamatus (brown spotted pit viper), 1234 nucleotides long. It is a transcript of the gene PGLS, whose product is annotated as 6-phosphogluconolactonase. Gene Ontology annotation, molecular function: 6-phosphogluconolactonase activity. Gene Ontology annotation, biological process: carbohydrate metabolic process; pentose-phosphate shunt. Bases 1 to 816 code for a protein of 271 amino acids. The transcript is spliced from 5 exons. The record is from RefSeq and is a predicted model, not a curated record. Lineage: Eukaryota; Metazoa; Chordata; Lepidosauria; Squamata; Viperidae.
AUGCCCGGCUCUUCGGUGCCACGGCGCGCUCCGGCCGCUGCAGCGUCGCCGCCUCCCCAAAUCUCGGUCUUCCCUUCGCCGCAGGAGCUGGGCUCGGCGCUGGCCCAGCUGGUAGCGCAGCGGGAAGCUCAGUCCGGCCCGGGUGGGCGCUUCUCCCUGGGCCUGUCAGGUGGAAGCCUAGUGCGGAUCUUGGCUCAGGAGCUGCCCGCGGCCGCUGCCUGCCCUGCCCGGUGGCUCCUGGCCUUCGUGGACGAGCGGCGGGUCCCGCUGAACGACCCCGAGAGCAACUUCGGUGCCUACAAGACAUACCUCCUUUCUAAAAUUGCUAUACCUGAUGACCAAAUAGUUGUUAUCAAUCCUUCGCUAUCUGUAGAAGAGGCAGCGGCAGAUUAUGCUGAAAAGCUGAAAAAGGUACGGCUGGGAGUUGACAUGGAUUGGCUUCUCUUGUGGGUUAAACCUAGUUGUGGCUCAUGCUGUUUCCAAGGUCUAUCUUUCCGUUCCUUCACUACGGCCCAUAUGUUUACUUUCCUGUGUCAGGAGCGGGAGAAGAUUGUGGCUGCCAUUAGCGAUUCCCCAAAGCCCCCCUCAGAGCGGAUCACAUUGACUUUGCCUGUGCUGAAUGCAGCAAGGAGUGUGGUGUUCGUUGCCACAGGGGACAACAAGGCUGCAGUGAUAAAGCGUAUUUUGGAAGGCAACGAGGAAAACCCACUGCCGGCUGCCCUUGUUCAGCCACACACUGGGAAGCUUUACUGGUUCCUGGAUGAGCCAGCUGCAAAGGAGUUGACCAUUCCCUUUGAGAAGCAUUCCAUACUGUAGGAGCUUCAUGUCUUGCAGCCUUCUGGGUUGGGAGAAGUCCACCAAGUACGGGGUGUGGGUAGAGCCCCACCCUCUAACAUUCCAGGUCACGGUCUCCACGUCUGGUCGUAGCGCUAAGGAGCAGCACUAAACUAACACUGUCUUUCUUUUCUUUUCUUUUUUUUCUUCCUUUACUUUUCCCCCCUCCCCUGAUUUUUUUUUUUUUACAUUUUAAGAAGUGUAAGUUUGUGGAGCACGGUGUAACAAAUAUGAUUAUUGCUUAACUAGGGCAAAGUGUGACAUGGGAAAUGCUUGGGUCCAGCUACUAGGUAUCAAGAGAGUUGGUUACAGUCUUUAUCAUGUGAAUGGUCUAAUGUGGUGUAAAAUGGAUGCACAAUUAAAGGUGUAAAUUAAAGUCACUCAGUGCUGGCACAAUGUG